AACCCCUACACUGGCAGGCUGUUCAGCGAGAACUACUAUGCGCAGCGCAAGCUCGCGAACCGUCUGCCGGUCUCGCUGCACAGAUCGGCGAUAGUUGACGCCGUCUGCCAGAACGAUGUUGUUGUGCUCGUAGGCGAGACGGGCUCAGGCAAGUCGACUCAGGUGCCACAGAUGCUCCUAGAGUCAGAUAUGAUUGUCAAGAGUGGCAAGAAGGUCGUGGUCACCCAACCGCGCCAGCUCGCAGCACAGAAGGUCGGCGAGCGCAUCGCAGAGGAAUUAGAUGUGCGCCUCGGCAGCACUGUUGGCGUGCGGCAUAGGGGUGUGAACAACACCACAGCCAAUGUCACUCGCCUGGAGGUCGUCACAGACGGCACACUGCUCGCUCUCGCAAAGAGCGACCCCGCUUUGUUAGAGUAUGGCGUUGUCAUAAUCGACGAAGCGCAUCAACAUACCAUGGCGACCGAUCUACUACUCGGUCUUCUGAAAAAUCUUUCCGGGAAGAAUGAUCUUAAGAUCAUUAUAAUGUCUGCUACAAUGGACGCGCAGGCGUUCACAAAUUAUUUUGAUCGAUCCGCACUGGUCGAAGUUCCCGGCAGGGAGUUCAAGGUGCACAUCAAAUACACUGCAGAUCCACCACAAGGUGAGGACAAGGAACUUGAGAUGCUUCUGGAUAUAAUCCUGCAGACGCACCUCAUGGGCCAGAGCGGCAACAUUCUGGUCUUUGUGUCUGGCGUAGGGAUGAUCAACAAGGUCAUUCAGAAAAUUGAAGAGGCGCUCAAAGAGGGCAGCAGCAGGGCCCGUUUCGCUCCGCAUGACAUUGGCACCCUCCAGUGCUACCCGCUUCAUUCGCAGCUUACUCCAGAGGCUGUCAGUGAAGCCGUAGAGUCUGUGCCGCCAACUCGAGCUGACAAAAUUUGCCGGAAGCUUAUUGUCGCGACGAACAUCGCAGAGACAUCCGUAACUAUUACUGGUGUCACGCAUGUUAUUGAUACCCUGAAGGUCAAGUCUCGAGUCUGGAAUCCGGCCAGCGAGAGCUAUUCGUUCAAGGAGCAGUACAUCAGCCAUGCUGUGGCGAAACAGCGCGCUGGCCGAGCUGGUCGUACUCGCGAAGGCGUCGCGUACCGCAUGUGUACACAGUUUGGCUUCGAGAGUGCCUUGCCACAGCAUUUCGUUCCCUCUGUAUCAGAGAGUGACAUGCUUUCUGAAUGCAUGGACAUUCUGAGUUUGGGUAUGUCGCCAAUCGACUUCCCAUACAUUGUGGCACCAGCAACUGAAACCGUUGUUCGGGCACUUGGUAUCCUCCGCGAAAUGGAUGCUAUAAACGCUCGCGGCACAGAAUUGACAUCUCGUGGCAAGUUAUUGUCGCGCCUACCCAUUGACAUGUAUCUCGCCGCGGCCUUGUUAGAGAGCCCAAAGCUUGGUUGCUCGGACGAAGUGCUUACGAUCGUAGCUAUGAUCGAAGCAUCAGAUGGCGGUAAUAGUCUCUUCGUCCAACCGGAUGGAAAUGAGGAAAAGGCGAAGCUUAAGAGCAUUCGCAAUGAGUAUUGUGGGCACAGCGGCGACCACGUUCUCCUUCUGAACGUUUACUUUGCGUGGAGGACUGCUUCGGACCCCAAGAACACAGCUGUCAACACUGACGAAUGGCUGCAGCAGAAUAUGCUUCGCGGUAGCGUGCUGCGAACUGCAGACAUGAUGCGCAAACAACUUCUCAACAUCUUACACACUUCAUUUCCUGAGUGGAAGUGUUGUUCCCUCGACAUGGGUGAACUCAGCUACUACCCGUGGAUUAUCCUAGCUCUCGCCCGCGGUGAGUUCAUGAAGGUUGCGCGUCGCUUGCCCACACAGACCAAGAAGGGGCCGAUGGUCUACCAGACCCUUCGGUACAACCACCGGGUCGAACUUCUAAAGAGCACCGAUUUGGGAGCACCAUCUCCGGCCAACGAAUGGGUCAUCUACCACGAGUGUCGUACCGGAGAGAAGAAAGACAGCAUAUUGCUUGUCUCGCCUGUUGUGCCAGAGAUGCUCAUCGCGGCCGUGCCCACCUACUUUAGUAACGUGGAGUUCUUUCCUGACGGACCCACGAAAACUGCCCUUGUCAAGAUC
Molecule: messenger RNA, 2103 nt
Organism: Boeremia exigua
Lineage: Eukaryota; Fungi; Ascomycota; Dothideomycetes; Pleosporales; Didymellaceae
Product: P-loop containing nucleoside triphosphate hydrolase protein
Exons: 3
Cellular component (GO): intracellular anatomical structure; spliceosomal complex
Molecular function (GO): ATP binding; RNA binding
Source: RefSeq, a predicted model, not a curated record